AUGCAUCUACAAUACGACCCGGAGUUUCUGAAAGAAGCUGCUCCAAUUCUCGAGCAGCUGGGACAGACCGCCAAACCACUCGUGCAUGAUGUUGCAACGAGACGCGCCAUGCUGGGAGCAAUGGCGAGCAAGGAAUUCUUCCAGCCAGAGGAUGUGGAACAUCAAGUCUACUACGUCGCUGCGACUGAUGGAUAUGAGGUACCAGUCUACCAUUUUCGCAACUCUCUGCCUCGAGAGGGACGAGAAGCGGCCAUCAUUCAUAUACACGGCGGAGGAUACAUCGCGCUCAGUGCAGCGGUCCAUUCUAGGUCUCAUGUAGACACGGUGUCUCAAACCGGAGUUCAGAUCUUCAGUGUUGAGUAUCGAUUGUCGCCUGAGAACCCAUAUCCAACACCCUUGCAUGAUUGCUGGGCCGUCUUGGAGUGGGCUCACAGGAAUGCCGAAAAACUGUCGAUUGAUCCAGCACGCAUUGCAGUCAUGGGAGAGAGUGCUGGUGGUGGUCUAGCUGCUGCUUUGACUCUCCUGGCCAGGGACAAAGCGCUGUCGCCUCCUAUUGCCAAGCAGAUUCUCAUCUAUCCCAUGUUAGAUGAUCGAACUGUGACCAACCAUGCGGGGGAGUUGGCUUUCUGGGACUCCAAUGACAAUGUCACCGGAUGGACGGCGUAUUUGGGAUCAGAUGUCGGUGGUGAUAAGAUCGUCCCUUACGCUGCUCCGGCUCGAGUGGAAUCAGUUGAUGGUCUGCCUCCGCUUUACCUGGAUUGCCCACAACUCGACAUGUUUGUGCAUGAAGGCAUGGAGUAUGCACGCCGGUUCGUGGCAGCUAAUAUUCCCACCGAAUGCCACAUCUACCCAGGCCUGCCGCAUGGGUUUGAGGCAUUGGGGUCGACCGCGAGUGUCACGAAACAGGCUCUUGCCAAUCGGAAGAAGGCUAUAACCAGCUUUUAA
Penicillium nucicola is the source of this 945-nucleotide messenger RNA. RefSeq names its product alpha/beta hydrolase. The record is from RefSeq and is a predicted model, not a curated record. The coding region runs from base 1 to 945 and encodes 314 amino acids. Gene Ontology annotation, molecular function: hydrolase activity. The transcript has a single exon. Lineage: Eukaryota; Fungi; Ascomycota; Eurotiomycetes; Eurotiales; Aspergillaceae.